CGCGAAUCCAAGUAGCGCAGGAAGCAAACCAACAAGGGGCGCGGGGACGGCGGACCAAAGCAAGGGAAGCCAAGGAGGCGUGCGCUGCGUAUGCCCAUCCCGUAGCCGCCCGUGAACUAGGUGCAGGCGUGCAGCGGAGAGAGAAACCACGAUUCUCUAUCUCCUCCCGCUCUCUUGCCCCAAACCCUUGCCCCCAAAUCAUGGAAUUCGCCCGCCGAGCCGCCGCUCGGGCCAACGCCGACGACAUCGACGGCAUCCCCAUCCCACCUCCGUACGCAAAGAUGACGGUGGAGGCGCUCCGCCAGGAGCUCUUGCAAGAGGAUAUUCGCCAGCAAAUCAUUGUGGCCGAACUGGCCGAGCGGCGGAAGCUGGAGGCUGAGUUUGAGCGCGAACGCGGCUUGCACGGUGACUUGGGUGCAAGGCUCCCGCAGAUCAUAAUGCCUCACCGUGACACAUCCCCUCUGCCGCUUGUGACAACGGCGCCGAAGCCCCGACGGUCCGUUAAAGAUCGCAUUGAGGAAUGGUAUCAACCUCCAUGGCACAGGAGGGCUGAGGAGGUGGAUGUGUCAAUUGACGCGGCUGGGCUGCACACAAAGACACUCUCUGGGGUUAAGAGGAAACGCACUGCAGAAACCUUGUUGUGGGUUUGCAGCAUCUGCAACGUAACAUGCCAUCGUGAGACAGAUGUACAGAGUCACCUAAGAGGCAGAAGGCACCAAGAGGAGACAGAAAACCAGCAGAGAGAAGGCAGGGAUAUUGAAGCAAAGCUGCAUGAAAAGAAAGCACCCCAGCUUGCUGACAAGAACCAGAAACCUGUAUCAAGAUGGAAGUGCGGCAUCUGCAACGCAAACUGCACAUCUAAAUCUGACCUGGAGAGUCACCUUCAAGGUAGAAGGCACCUAAAGAACGUAGAAAACCAGCAGAGAGACGGCAAAGAUAUCGAAGCAAAGCCGCAUGAAAAUAAAGCAUCCCAGCUUGACAAGAACCAGAAACCUGCUUCAAUAUGGAAGUGCAUCAUCUGCAACGCAAGCUGCUCAUCUAAAUCCGACCUGGAGAGUCACCUUCGAGGCAGAAGGCACCAUUGGAACAUACAAGCCCAACGCUUGGAAGGCAGUAGUUGAGAUGUAGUUGCAGAAAGCAGUUCAAAACUUAAGCGAGGCAUAUCGAAAGAAUUGUAAUCCGCAGUCUUUCGGGUCUCCUGAGUUUUGACAUUGUGAGGUGAAAUUGCACAUUCAUUUUUUGGGCUAACUGCUACAGUACUGUUAUAGGACUUGUUACUUGUUAGGCUAGGCAGAGCCAUGCUAUGACUUGACAACUAUUUGUAGUUCAAGGAAGAGAAGCUUAUACUUCCAGUUUGGGACUUUGCACA
Brachypodium distachyon (stiff brome) is the source of this 1369-nucleotide messenger RNA. Its product is annotated as zinc finger homeobox protein 2. Lineage: Eukaryota; Viridiplantae; Streptophyta; Magnoliopsida; Poales; Poaceae. The transcript has 4 exons. Bases 201 to 1121 code for a protein of 306 amino acids. Gene Ontology annotation, molecular function: nucleic acid binding; zinc ion binding. The record is from RefSeq and is a predicted model, not a curated record.